AUGCCAGGGAUAGCGGAGAGAAAUUAUAGUUAUAGGGAUAACAAUAUUACCAAUUAUCAGAAUCCAUCGGUGGGGAAUGGGACGAUGUCGUUUCACGCCUCCAAUGGAUCUCUCAUUUCAAGUGGCAACGGGAAUGGGUUCUGGUCGAAGCAUCGUGAUGAUAUCAGCUACAAUCAGCUCCAGAAGUUUUGGAGUGAGCUGACGCCACUAGCUCGACAGGAGCUCCUAAGGAUCGACAAGCAGACACUCUUUGAGCAAGCUCGUAAGAACAUGUACUGCUCUAGAUGUAAUGGGUUGCUGCUUGAAGGUUUCUUGCAGAUUGUCAUGUACGGAAAGUCUCUACUGCAGCAGGAGGAAACAGGUGGCCAUUACAGUGUAAGAACCACAAAACAUCAAAAUGAUGGUGACUUGGGUAUGACAAAUAGGAGCCAAGAUGAUGUUCAAGAUCCAUCUGUCUAUCCAUGGGGAGGUCUAACCACUACCAGGGAUGGGACACUCACACUUUUGGAUUGUUAUCUUUAUUCAAAAUCUUUGAAGGGACUCCAAAAUGUGUUUGAUAGUGCGCGAGCAAGGGAGAGGGAACGUGAGUUGCUUUAUCCUGAUGCAUGUGGAGGAGGUGGUCGAGGAUGGUUAAGCCAAGGAAUGGCAGGCUAUAGCAGAGGGCAUGGAACAAGAGAAACAUGUGCUCUUCAUACUGCCAGAUUAUCUGUCGACACAUUGGUAGAUUUCUGGUCGGCACUUGGCGAAGAGACUCAUCAAUCUCUUCUAAGAAUGAAGGAAGAGGAUUUCAUGGAAAGGCUCAUGUACAGGUUUGAUAGCAAGAGGUUUUGUAGAGAUUGCAGAAGAAAUGUUAUACGCGAGUUCAAAGAGCUCAAGGAGCUAAAACGCGUGCGAAGGCAACCACGUUGCUCAAGUUGGUUUUGCGUAGCAGAUACAACCUUCCAGUAUGAGGUCUCUCAUGAUACAGUUCAAGCGGAUUGGGACCAAACAUUUUUAGACACAUUUGGGACUUAUCAUCACUUUGAAUGGGCUGUAGGAUCUGGGGAAGGAAAAUCUGAUAUCUUGGAAUUUGAAAAUGUUGGCUUAAGCAAAAGAGUUCAAGUGAACGGUCUAGAUCUUAGUGGUUUGAAUGCUUGCUACAUCACUCUACGGGCUUGGAAAAUAGACGGGCGCUGCACUGAACUUUCUGCGAAAGCCCAUGCUUUGAGGGGGCAACAAUGUGUACAUAGCAGGCUUGUGGUUGGUGAUGGUUUUGUUACGAUCACCAGAGGGGAAAGCAUCAAAAGGUUCUUUGAACAUGCUGAGGAGGCUGAAGAAGAAGAGGAUGAUGAUUCUGUGGACAAGGAUGGAAACGAGCUUGAUGGGGAAUGCUCCCGUCCCCAGAAACACGCGAAGAGUCCUGAGCUUGCUCGAGAAUUUCUUCUAGACGCAGCAACUAUAAUUUUCAAGGAACAGGCACAAAAGGCUUUUAGGGAAGGAACUGCGCGGCAAAAUGCACACAGCACUUUUGUAUGUCUUGCUAUAAAAUUGCUUAAUGAUCGUGUACACGUUGCAUGCAAGGAAAUUAUUACUUUAGAAAAGCAGAUGAAACUUCUUGAAGAAGAAGAAAAGGAAAAGCGUGAGGAAGAAGAACGCAAGGAACGCAGGAGAACAAAGGAAAGGGAAAAAAAGCUUCGAAGAAAAGAAAGAUUAAGAGAGAAGGAAAACAGGGAGAAAAAAAUUGCUGAAUUAAACCAAGAUUCCGUGGUCUCAGAUGUUACAAAGGAGGAAUCAUCACUCAAUCUUGACAUUGAUGAAAACGUCACUAGCAACAGAAACUCUCUUGGUGAAAUAGGUGAAGCUGUCCCAUCCAGUCCUUUAUCCCCUGACAUUCAAGAUAACCAACUUUUGGACCAGUAUAUUUAUUCAGAUAUGCAAAACUACAAUGAAGACAGUCCUGAUGGGGAAUAUGUCGAUGUAAAAGAUUGGAACAGUUCAAUCCCAUAUGAUCACUUCAAAUAUUCUCGUAGGAAGCCAAAGUUUUGGAAAGAUUUCCAACACGAUUUAAACUUGAAAUGGUCUGAUAGGAGAAAAGCUGCUGUUCUGUUAGAGAGUGGAGGUAUGAUUAGCAAAUAUGAAUCAAGAUAUCAGGGUGAUAAUUUUAAAUCUUCAAGGAGCAUAAAUGGCUUCUCUAAGCAAUUGAGAAAUAAUGCUGCAAAGUCCAACACUAGAAAUAGUGGCUCCAAAUUCAGUGAGAAGUUCCAGUGUACUAACAAUAGGGUAAGUGACAGAUAUGACUCCCAUGCUUGCAGCUGUAACUAUCAUUAUGAUUACAGAGCAAGGGCAGAGAGAGCAGGCAGUGAGCCUAAAUACGUUAACAAGUCGGAGUCAGCAUCAGAUAUAUCAAAACCAUACUACCGUGGGAACAAGUACAAUCAAAUUGUGUGCACACGUGAGAUAAACGAACGAACUAAAAGCAAAAUUAUUGCUGGAAACAUUGCAUCUAAUACCAGGAAAGUUUGGGAACCAAUGGAUUCGAACAAGAAAUACAUCCGAAGCAACUCAGAUACCGAUGUUACUUUGAGAUCUAAUCUGAAGGUUGAAGCUAGUGAAUCUGAUCAGCUUCCUGGAUCAUCAGGUGCCACUAGUUCUGAUGAGUUGACAGAUAUUUCAGUUCAAGUCAAUCUCGAGGAUAAUCAUGUACAAAAAUUAACAAAGCCGAGUAUUGAAACUAUUAGAAACGGACAAAAUGGAUUACAUGAAAUGGAAGAGUCCCCACAAUACUCAGAGAAGGUAGCAGAUGAACACGGCAAAUUAUGUCCUAUGACGAGAUCCUUGCAUGGGACACUAGAUUCGUCAAUGAGCAGCUGUUCUAACUCAGAUAACUGCUCCUUUUGCCUCAAUGAGGGAGACAGCAAUUCAUCUUCAAACCCCCAAAAUUUGGAAUUAUCAUCCAACUCGGAUUCAGAAGAUACCAGCCAAAAUUCAGAGGGAAGAGAAACUUCGCAUUGCCUUGAAAAUCGCUUCACUGAGUGUCGUGGAGUUGUGCUGGAGAGUUUGCAGAGCACAGAUAGGGGGGAAGAUGUUAGAAACUGGACACAUUGUGCAGGAACCAACUCCGUGGAAAAUUUGCCUACAAAAGCAGCUCCAGAAUGUGAUAUUGGGAGAGCAAAUAUCAGUGUAGGUGACCAACCACAAAGUUUGCUUCCAUCAUUUCAGAACCAAAGCAUGCACUUUCCAAUGUUCCAAGCUGCUACAAUGGGCUACUACCAACAGCGUCCAGUGUCUUGGUCUGCAAGUUCUGCGAAUGGAUUGAUGCCCUUCCCCCACCCCAGCCACUAUUUAUUUGCUAGCCCUUUGGGGUAUGGUCUGAAUGGAAACACGCAAUACAUGCAGUAUGGGCCCUUACAACAUCUGUGCCCUCCAGUGCUUAACCCUGCUCAUCUGCCCGUUUUCCAUCCAGUUGCCCAAGUUAGUGGCAUUUGUUCAAAUGAGCUUCCCAAGAUUUCCAAUCUAGGUGGACUCAAAUCACAAAACAAAUCUGAUUUGCAGAAGGCUACCCCAACUGUGCAAGAUCAGAUAGAAGCACCAACAGCUGUGGAAACUGAGCAACAUGGGAAGUCUGACAAACCUGACAUGGAGAAUACAGGUUUCUCUCUUUUCCAUUAUGGCGGCCCUGUAGCUCUUUCAACAGGAUUUCAAUCAGAUCCUGCCUGUUUGAAAGAAGGGAUUACGGGGGAUAUUUCUCCAAAUUUAUCAGCAGACAACCCUGAGAGCGAUCAUGCCUGCAACAAGAAAGAUUCCAUUGAAGAAUACAACUUGUUUGCGGCUAGUAAUGGGAUAAAAUUUUCUUUCCUCUGA
This is a messenger RNA of Fraxinus pennsylvanica, 3840 nucleotides long. The record is from the annotation of a GenBank genome assembly. Lineage: Eukaryota; Viridiplantae; Streptophyta; Magnoliopsida; Lamiales; Oleaceae.